Molecule: messenger RNA, 813 nt
Organism: Penicillium cosmopolitanum
Lineage: Eukaryota; Fungi; Ascomycota; Eurotiomycetes; Eurotiales; Aspergillaceae
Exons: 4
Coding region: 1-813 (270 amino acids)
Source: RefSeq, a predicted model, not a curated record
AUGGAUAAUCCGAGAACGCGAAAAGGACGUGACGGGGUUGCUCUACUCAUCGGGGUCGGGGCGUCGGGACUGUUGAAUAAUCAAAAAGAAUCGGUGGGUCGCCUGCGCCCAAAGUUUACGGCUUUGAGAUUUGCUAGAGUUGGAGAUAAUGGGCUCUCAUGCUCCACCGUCCGAACGUCAUCAUCAACUCAUCAUCAAGACCGAGCGCGCCGCAACGAGGAAUAUAAUUUAUAUAAAUCGAACCAUCGACCUCAGCUUACUCCAUUAUUCUCUAUCUCCAGUGCUCCGAAAUACCGUCAUCAGCAGCGUACAGCGUACGGCCCUCGCAACAUGUCUUCUUUCACUCAGCCGAUGCCAGUAGUUGCCUGCGGCAGAAUACCCGCGAUGGGGAAAUCAAUCUCCCAUCACCUGCUGCCUGAAUAUGAAGUCAUCCACUUCAUCCUAUCAUAUGAGGCUGCAGAGGCUGAGCUCCCGCAUCUGCUUGUCGGUCGCGAUCCUCAGUCUCGGAGCCCCAAUGAGAUCGGAACCCACGAUUACAGCAGGCCUCCUCGCGCAGUAAUCUUCGGUCGCGGCUAUGAGCCUCAGCAGGUUGAAGAGCUUAAGGAGAAAUUCGUGGGUGUUGCUAAAGAACCUGUUGGGAACCCAGCGGAUUUGCCUACCGGGGCCGCUGGGCCUGACUAUGCUCAGAAAAUCGCGGCGGAUAUGAAGAAGGUGCUUAGUAAAUGGAGGGACGAGGGAGGAAAGGAUGAGGAAAUUUUGGUUUCGAAUCUCACAAACACAAAAUUUAAGGGACGAAAUCAAGGAUAUUUGUAA